Molecule: messenger RNA, 11993 nt
Organism: Notolabrus celidotus (New Zealand spotty)
Lineage: Eukaryota; Metazoa; Chordata; Actinopteri; Labriformes; Labridae
Gene: nav3
Product: neuron navigator 3
Exons: 40
Coding region: 232-7473 (2413 amino acids)
Biological process (GO): neurogenesis; nervous system development
Molecular function (GO): ATP binding; ATP hydrolysis activity; protein binding
Source: RefSeq, a predicted model, not a curated record
GUUUCUGUGAGUCCUGCUCGCUGUAGGCUUCAGAAUGAGCGCAGUUGCUUUCCUCUCAGUCUGAGAGGCAACUGCAGUUUUUUUCUUUUCUCUUUUCUUUUUUCCAUUUAUGUUUCCUUCUCAGUGCCUGACAUCAGUAGGAGUCAUUGAAGAUUUAGUUUCCCUACCCUCACCGUACUUUGGGACUUCUCUCACACCCCUGUGUUGUUAUUUUCGUGCCUGGGAAGUACCAUGCCGGUGGUUGGCGUAGCCUCCAAGCUCAGGCAACCCUCGGCCGUGGGCACCAAGCCAGUGCAUACCGCUCUCCCCAUCCCAAGUGCAGUCAGGGCGGCCGUCUCGCAGGGCUACAUGGCCCGGCAGCAGGAGCUCAGGGCAGGUGAGGGCGCCCCAGGGCUCUCCUGCCAGCUGUCAGUCAAGUCUGAGUACCAGCGAGAGAGGACAUCUGAAGGGAAGUCCAGAGCAGAGACAGAGGAGAGCAAGAUCUGCAAGAUUUACACAGACUGGGCCAAUCACUACCUGGCCAAGUCUGGCUGUCAACGCCUCAUCAAGGACCUGAGCCAGGACGUCACCGAUGGAGUCCUGCUGGCACAAAUUAUCCAGAUCAUAGCGAAUGAGAAGGUGGAGGAUAUCAAUGGCAGCCCCAGGAGCCAGUCGCAAAUGAUCGAGAAUGUGGACGCCUGCCUUAGCUUCCUGGACGCCAGAGGAGUGAAUGUACAAGGGCUCUCAGCAGAAGAGAUCAGGAAUGGCAACCUGAAAAGCAUCCUGGGCCUCUUCUUCAUCCUGUCGCGCUACAAACAGCAGCAGCAGCAGCAGCAGCAGUACUACCAGUCCCUGGUGGAGCUCAGCCAGCAGACCAGCAGCACAGCACCGUCCACCAGCAGUCUCAAGACACAAGAGAUGCAGUCCAGUCUCACAGCACGAUAUGCAAGUCCUCCGGGCCACAGUGGAAUAGGGUCUCCACAGAAGAAAAACACAAGGUUGCCGGGCCCCUCCAGAGUUCCUGCUGCAGGCAGCGGGGCCUCCAGGAGCCCAGGAUCCUCCAACCUCAACCGCCGCAGCCAGAGCUUCAACAGCAUCGACAAGAGCAAGCCUCUUCAGUAUGCCAGUGGGAACGACAGAGAGUCGGUGAGGGGUAUCCCUGCACCUGGCGGGAUGAAUGGAAGCGGCACCGGUGGGACAGUUCCUACCAGCCUCAGCGGGCAGCAGCUGGCCUCUGCCAUCCCCUCACCCACUGCCGGCAAGUCCUGGCGCAGCAAGUCCAUGAACCUCAAGCACAGUGCCACUUCGUCCAUGCUAGCGAGCCCCACGCAAUCACCUUCACCCACUCUUUCACCCCAGGCCUCUGAAGGCCUCCUGCCACACGGAGGGGAUGUGUCAAAACUGGGGGCUGGUGCUGGUGGACCUCAGAGGUCCAUGCUAGAGAAGUUUCGUCUGAUUAACCCGAGAUCGGCUUCACGAGCAUCUCCGUCUAUGGCAGAGAUGGCUCUGCAAGAGGAGGAUGAUCUUUCAGAGUAUGGUGAGGAUGGAUUGACCCCCACGGGGUCCGUGUGCAGCAGCGGUAGUAGCAGUGCUACGACCAAGCAAAUGCCUACUAAGACCCCUGCAUCGUCCCUCCCUGCAUCAGGCAAAGCUUCCUCCCCUUCCUCUUCAUUUUCUAAAGCAGCUGCCAACAGCAGCAGGUCUACCGCCUCAUCCAAAGACAAGGAGGACAAAAGCAAGUAUGGGAAAUCAAAGGACAACUCUCCACCCAAAGAGGAGCGUGAGGCAUACGCUGAUCCCAACAAGAAGUCCUCCAAAAUUGCCAGCCUCAUCCCCAAAGGAGGGAAGCAAGCAUCUGGGAAGAAAGAUGGCAGCGGGAUUCCUAAACCGGGACUUAAAGCUCCCUCCUCAGCAUCAUCCAAGGGUCAGUCCCAGAGCCAAAGCCAGUCCGCCUUAAACAGCAGCGGCAACAUGAGGGGCGGAGACGGGGAGAGAGCCAAGAUGACGAAAGGAGGGCAAGGGGGGAGUUUCUACAUCCAGCGCUCCACUGGGGGCUCAGAGGGCAAAAGGACCAGCAUGACCUCCUCCACCAGCACCUCAGCUCUGUCUGGGUCUGGUGGGAUGAUGGGAGGAGGUGGAGGAGGAGGAGGAGCGCCUGGUGGUAAUGGAGUAGUUCAGCUUCCUCAGCAGCAGCAGCACAACCAUCCCAACACUGCCACUGUGGCCCCCUUCAUGUACAGGACAUUCUCCGAAAACGACUGCACCAUGGUGGCCCCAGCCGACCCCUGCCUCAGCCCUACCAAGGGAGAACUGGUCUACAGCAAGACAGCCAAACAGUGCCUGGAGGAGAUAUCAGGAGAGGAUCCAGAAGCGAGACGCAUGAGGACAGUGAAGAACAUCGCUGACCUGCGGCAGAAUCUGGAAGAGACCAUGUCCAGUCUGCGGGGGACACAGAUCAGCCACAGUACACUAGAAACAACCUUCGACACCACGGUCACCACCGAGGUCAAUGGGCGUGGUCUACCAGCCCUCACCACACGCUCCUCCCCCAUGGCCUGGCGCCUUGGCCAAUCACAAACCCCACGUCUCCAGGCGGGCGACGCCCCCUCAAUGCCCAGUACCUACGCUGCACCCAGGGCGAGCACGACAAGCGCUGGCACCACCACAGGGCGCUACAGCGGGGGGCACUCUGACUCCUCCAGGUUUGUGUACAGUGCCCCCUUGAGGCGAGCGGCAGCAGCACCAGGGGCAAGGGGGGCGGAGCAGGGGGAGAAGGGAGGAGGAGGAGGAGGAGGAGGGCUGGAAGGAGGGAAGCAGAUGGAGGUGGCAGGGUACAUGAGUGAUGGGGACAUCUUAGGGAGGAACGGCCGGAUGGAUGAGAUCACCAGCGGAUACCUUACAGACGGCGGCCUCCAUCUGUAUGCACGGAACGCAGGCCGAGCCUCGGAUACGGCUUCUUCUCGAGAAGCAUCCCAGAGAGGGAGCAAAGAGGUGCAGGGCGACAUAGACAGCUGGGACGACAGCAGCUCGGUGAGCAGCGGCCUGAGCGAUACAUUGGACAACAUCAGCACAGAUGAUCUGAACACACCGACCUACACCGCUGUCAGCUCAUCACGCAAAAGCAAAGGAGCUCAGUCUCAGAAAGGAAGCAGGUCCAAGCAUGCAGGGCAGGAGGUGAGCAGUAGCUGGGCCGGAGCCGAGGACCUAAAGAAGGUUGAGGAAGAGCUGGAAGCAAGCAUGGACCCCAGCAGCAGCCCCUCUCGCUGGAAAUCUUCCUCAUCCUCCUCCCCCUCUCAAGCCCAGGGCCAGUAUGAGGAUGCAGGUCAGAAAGCAGCCGCAUUGGCCCAGAUGUCCCAGACGGGCUCCUGGAGGAGGGGCAUGACGGCCCAGGUUGGCAUCACGCCACCCAGGACCAAGGGUGCGUCUGCUGCCCUCAAAUCACCAGGCAAAACUGAUGAUGUUAAGGCCUCAGAGAAGGGCAAGGCGCCUUCCAAGAGUUCAGCUGGCAUCCAGCGCUCACCCUCCGAUGCUGGGAAGAGUAGUGGAGACGAAGGUAAGAAACCUCCCUCUGGAAUCGGACGCCCACCGACCACUGGUUCUUUUGGAUAUAAGAAGAUCCCGGGUGCUGCCGGUACUUUAAUCACCUCCAGUGGUGCAACGCUAGCCAGUGGCUCAGCCACCCUGGGCAAAGCGCCCAAAUCCUCAGCAGCCCUUGGCAAGGGCACAGGCAUCGGCGGUAACCGUAAGACCAGUCUGGAUGGCUCACAGCCCGAGGACGACGGCAUUCUCCUCAGCUGCGGUAGCUCCAAAGUGACCCUGCAGUACCGCUCUCUACCCAGACCGGCCAAAUCCUCCAGUGGGGUGGCAGCAGGGCGCAGCGGGCACCGCUCGAGUUCCAGCAGCAUCGACUCAAACGUCAGUGGCAAAUCAGCAGGAGGGGCAGCAACUCAAGCAGGUGCAAAGCGCAGAGACGGGAAGGUUGGCUCAGACCGUUCCAGUCCUAUCACCAUUAACCAGACGGACAAAGAGAAGGUGGCAGUGUCAGACCAGGACACAACAGCAGGACUGUCCACAUCCCCCAAGUCCAGCCCCACGUCCAGUUCAGCCGGCCAGUCAGGCCUCAGGCAGCCGGGCUCCAAGUACCCAGACAUUGCUUCUCCUACGUUUCGCAGAUUGUUUGGUACCAAAGCCAGCAGCAAGGCCAGCUCUCCGGGUACGCCAGACUCUGGCAAGUGCCCCUCAGUACUGGGCAGCCCCCACGGCACGUUGGCAAGGCAGGCCAGCCUGGAUUCGCCCUCCUCCGGCACGGGUAGCCUGGGCAGCGCUGGGGGCAUGAGUGGCGGCAGUAGCCCACUGUAUGGUAAAACCCCAGACCUGUGCACUGACUCCCCGGCUUCCAGCCCGGCCUCUGGCCUCUCCCUGCCCUCCAACGCUCGGCCCUGGCCUGCCUGUAGCUCCUCAGCUGGCAGCAAGGACACACUGAGCUGCCAAAGCAUGACCAGUCUGCACACCAGCUCUGAGUCCAUUGAUCUGCCGCUGGGUCACCAUGGGCCCAAGGUUACACGAACCGGCAGUGUCAAGUCCACCCUGUCUGAGGGCAUGCCUCUUGACAGAAACACGCUUCCCAAAAAGGGACUAAGGUACCCUCCCUCCUCCCGGCAGACGUCCCACGAGGAAGGGAAGGAGUGGUUACGGUCCCAUUCAACAGGCGGGCUUCAGGACACAGGCAGCCAGUCCCCACUGUCUCCUCCUGGAGCUGCCUGCACUGCGACUGGAAAAUACCACUACUCCAACCUGUUGAGUCCCACCAACAUCAGCCAGUACAACCUGCCACCAGGCAGCACCAGCAUGAGCCGCUCCAACAGCAUCCCCGCACAGGACUCCUUCGACCUGUAUGGAGAGGGUCACCCACUGGGCGGCAGUGCAACCUCCCUGGAGGAUCGACCCCGGGCCAUCAGCCGCUCCGGAUCUUUCAGGGACAGCACUGACGAAGUCCAUGGCUCUUCACUGUCUCUGGUCUCCAGCACGUCGUCUCUUUACUCUGCGACGGAGGAGAAAGCACACUCAGAGGGCCAAACAGUCCAAAACUCCACGCAAAUCAGAAAGCUGCGCCGGGAGCUGGACGCUUCUCAGGAGAAGGUGGCGACCCUGACGUCUCAGCUGGCUGCCAACUCACACCUGGUGGCAGCCUUCGAGAAGAGCCUGAGUAACAUGACCUGCCGCCUGCAGAGCCUCACCAUGACCGCCGAACAAAAGGAGUCUGAGUUGGCCGAGUUGAGGGAGACGAUAGAGUCGCUGAAGACCCAGAAUACAGAUGCACAGACAGCCAUCCAGGUGGCGCUCAACGGUCCUGACCACCUACACAAAGACCUGCGAAUUAGACGACAGCACUCAUCAGAAAGUAUGUCCAGUAUCAACAGCGCUGCCAGUCACUCCAGUAUGGGCAGUAUGGGCAAGGACGCCGAAGACAAAAAGAAGAAGAAGAAGAGCUGGGUGGCUGAUUCCAUCCCGGCUCAGUUACGCAGCUCCUUUAAGCAGGCAUUCAGCAAAAAGAAAACCAAAUCCCAAUCCGCCCACGACGAGAUGGAUGAGAUGACCGACUCCCUGCCAUCCUCACCUAAACUGCAGCAUGAUAACAGACAAGGCAGCCUGCUCACACUGCGCUCUUCACCCUCCACCACAGAGCUUUGUGAAUGCACCGAAGCCGAGGCUGAAGUCAUCCUGCAGCUGAAGAAUGAGCUGAGGGAGAAAGAGCUCAAGCUGACAGAUAUCCGGCUGGAGGCGCUUAGCUCCGCCCACCACCUGGAUCAGAUCCGAGAGGCCAUGAACCGCAUGCAGAAUGAAAUUGAGACGCUGAAAGCAGAGAACGAUCGUCUCAAGUCCAGCGGGAACGCCACACCGACGGCCACGCCUGUGAAGACAGCCCGGCCGCCCUCCGAGACCUCCAGCACGUCGUCAUCCUCCUCACGCCAGUCCCUCGGGCUGUCGCUCAAUAACCUCAACAUCACCGACACCAUCAUGUCAGAUAUUCUGCUGGACGACGGCUAUGAGGGGAAUCUACGCAAGGAGGGUCGCAGUGUGCGAAUAGUGGUCACCAUCAGCAGAGGGCCAAAGACAAAGACCAAGGGUAAACAAAGUCAGCAGUACCUGAUUGGGUCUAUAGGUGUGAGCGGGAAAACCAAGUGGGAUGUCCUGGAUGGAGUCAUCCGACGCCUCUUUAAGGAGUACGUGUUUCGCGUGGACCCUUUGACCAGCCUUGGCCUCAGCUCAGACAGCAUCGUCUGCUACAGGAUGGGCGAGGUGGUUCGCUCCCACACUUCUGAAGUGCCUGAGCUGCUUCCCUGCGGCUACCUGGUGGGCGACAACAACGUCAUCAAGGUCAACCUCAAAGGUUUAAAGGAGAACAGCAUUGACAGCCUGGUGUUCGACACGCUGAUCCCCAAACCAAUAAUCCAGCGGUACCUCAACCUGUUGAUGGAACAUCGUCGCAUCAUUCUCUCAGGACCCAGUGGCACCGGCAAGUCCUUCAUGGCUGCCAAGCUGGCUGAGUACAUCAUUUCCCAGAUGGGGCAGGAGGUGACAGAGCACAACGUGGCCAGCUUCAACGUGGACCAGAAUUCCAGCAAGGACCUGCGUCAGUACCUGUCCACCCUGGCAGAACAGUGCAACUCUGAGGAGACAGACAUAGAGCUCCCCACUGUGGUCAUACUGGACAAUCUGCACCACAUCGGUUCUCUCAGUGACAUAUUCAACGGCUUCCUCAACUGCAAGUACCACAAAUGCCCUUAUGUUAUUGGGACCAUGAACCAGGGAGUUUCAUCCUCUCCCAACCUCGAGCUCCACCACAACUUCAGGUGGGUUCUGUGCACUAAUCACACAGAGCCGGUCAAAGGUUUCCUGGGCCGUUUCCUGCGGCGGAAGCUGAUAGAGACAGAGAUCAAUAAGAACAUGCGCAGCAAUGACCUGAUUAAGAUCAUCGACUGGAUCCCCAAGACCUGGCAGCACCUCAACGGCUUCCUGGAGGCACACAGCUCCUCUGAUGUCACGAUAGGCCCCCGUCUCUUCCUGUCCUGUCCCAUGGAUGUAGAAGGCUCUCGGGUUUGGUUCACCGACCUGUGGAACUACUCACUGGUUCCCUACCUGCUGGAGGCUGUCAGGGAGGGGCUUCAGCUGUACGGCAAAAGAGCAGCAUGGGAGGAUCCUUCUAAGUGGGUGAACGACACGUAUCCGUGGAACGCCGCCGCUCUGCAGCAGGAAGGUCAGUCGCUGCUGCAGCUGAGGCCAGAGGAUGUCGGGUACGACGGCUACAGUUCAUCCAAAGAGGGAGCCUCAUCCAAGCAGGUGUCUCAGAGUGACACGGAGGGAGACCCACUGAUGAACAUGCUGCUACGGCUGCAGGAGGCUGCUAACUACUCCAGUACACAGAGCUGCGACAGUGAUAGCACCAGUCAUCAUGACGACCAGCUGGACUCCUCGCUUGAGUCAGCGCUAUGAGACGCCCGGGAACCUUUAAACCUCUUUUCAGACACAUACAGUGCACAGAUGUUUCAUGUAUGAAAAGUUGUCUCAUCCAGAGUGGUGUACCUGCCAUUUGACAGAAAACAGUUAUUUUUACGUAAAGACAGUGCAACAUUUAACCGGAUUAUUGUGUUUCAAGAGCUGCAGCCAACUUGGUCCCCAGUGAGCAAAAUAAUAAUCAUACAAGUUACAAUGUUACAAUGUUACAAUGUUAAAAUGUUACAAUGUCAUUUAUCCAAAGUGACGUACAUACGAGAACAAGAACAACACAAGUAAAGAUCUAGACAAGAGGAAACAAGAUCAGUAAGAGUAACAAAGUGCUUCAAGUCAAUUUGGGUGCAGGUGAUCAAGUUGAUCCGUUUAACUUCAACACAUCAGAUGUCAGCUGGUCAUUUCUUCAAUGGAUGUAUAACAUUUAAGGAUACAACUUUUCAUAUAUGAUGAGGGACAGAAGUCGUCCUCUAAUGGCCAAAUUCCACCAGAUCCAUGUCCGGUCCGUCUCCAAUCUGUCACAGCACCUGAUCUGAAAGGUUUCUAUUCUAGUCAAUGUGUUAACCUCCACUGGAUCCGCUCCGUUGCGUUCCUGCUGCGCCUCUGAUCCGGCAGGUCCGAACGUAACAGAUCAGAUACACAGGAUGCCGGAGCAUGAUGCAUCAAUCUCAACAGAGCAGAUGGAGCGGGACAGGAAGUCAGUCACCAAAACAAAAUAAAAACAUCCGGUUAAUUUUCAGAAUAAAACACUCUUUGUUAUCGUUACAUUGUUUUUAACUUAACUAUGACAACAAAAUGUCAUUUGGAGCGGAGGCAGGCUUGGAGUCAUCAAGUCAGAGGUUUUCAGAGGACCAGAAAGACAACAUGGAUGAGCAGAGGAGGAGGAGAAUCCUUGGUUCAGUGAUUACCGUGGGAAAACCUCGGUCACAUGACUCCAGCUGUCCGGCGGCCCUAGUCUGUGCUGCAUUCCAAAAACGCAGCACGGUGGGUGUUGACGGACGAGAGAACACGGAGCGGAUCGGAGACGGGUCGGAGACGGACCGGACAUGGAUAUUGUGGAAGUCCCGUGUAAGAAGUAAAUCACAUCACUCCUUCUGAGUUGAUCGAGUCUGAAAAGAAGAGAAAGCCAAGAGUCUGACAUCACAAAACUGGACUUUUCUUUUUUUUUUUAUCCCAGAUAUAUCUUCAGAUGUUUACAGUGGGGGGUUUGGGUUCUGUUGUUUAUGUCCUUCCUUGUUUACAGAGGUGCUUCUCACACACACAUACACUCAUACAUAUGCACUUGACAUUGGCAGCAGCAGGACACCGGCCUUUAAUCAGGGGGGCUUCAAUUGGUUUAAGCCCUCAUGUGACCAACGACCCAGUCUGCCAAAGUGUCCAGGAGCAAGAGACUAUUUAUACCACCUGGGGCCCUAAAGUCUGACCCCAACCUCCUGUAGGAGCUGACUUGUUGUGUGUUUUAGGUGAUUUAAUGUAACCUAGCAGAGAGAAAAACUGAAUCUCUUUAAACAUUAACAGAUCUGAAAGUGUCAUUGGAUCUAUCUUGUGCUGAAUAAUUAGUCUGGCUCCUCACUAGUUACAACUUUAAAGUGUAGGGCUAAGGGAUACAUCAUUGUUUACUGCUACAUCACCUCAUUGUGGUGGUCCUUGCCUUUCCUGAGCAUGGAGACAAUUCUGCACCUCCAUGAUGGCAUGAACACACGUGGUCGAUUUGAGGUAUUCCUACGAGCAUUGCAAGAAUUACUUUAUCAUAACACUCACAUACGAUUCACAGCCCUCCGCCUCAGUGGUCAGUUGAGCCUCAUGGUGCUGGUCUCCUGCCCUGAAACUCUUCAGUGUCAGGCACUGCCAAGCUGCGCCUCGCUGCCCCGCGUGCCAACAACAAGCACAACGAAAGCGCAUUGUCUGUGUGUCGUCCAGCCACAUUGCUACUGUGAAGAAAGAAAGUGGACAAGUGCCAAUGUUUCCCUUUGGUUUACUGCCAAAUGUGUACACAAACACACCCACCGAGACUUUACAUCACAACUCACAGCAGACCACGUUGUAUACUUUGAUUUAGUUGUUUUUGGCCUUCCUUGCUCCACAGUCUAUUGUCAUUUCAUAGUUUUAAAUGCACCGUUAAAACAGCAUGAAGCACCCUCUCACAGAAAUGCAUCAAGUGACCGUUAGCUAAAGCCCUCCCUUUAACAACAAAUGUUAAAACCCGUGAGUUGGCACGGUAACAUCUGUCACAUAUGCAAGAGGUGUAGUUCAAAACACAGAAGUCAUUUCAAAAGAUUUAAAGGCAGAAGUCUUUGCAAACCGAAAACAUGUGCAGUAUGUUAAAAAUACAGUCUAAAAUUAGCUGCAAAUAUUAGCAUGAUCUGUUAAUUUCUUACAGUAGUUACUAACACUCUCUGCAAACCCCAAAACCUUGUUUUAAUUCAGUUAGGAGAACUAACAAUGUGCUUGAAAGACAGCAGACAAAUGUACACCAAUCACGUUGCAAGGUGGAGAUUUAUUUUGCUCUUUUUUUGUCUGAACUCAGUUUCCUUUAGUGUCAAAAAAAAGAGAGUGGAAAUGUACUGAUGCGUCGUAUUGUUGUAAUCAGCGUGGGUGUGACAAUGGAGAGUGUGAUAGAUACCUUGAGAGAGUUUCUUUGGUGGUCUGGGCUAAGCUAACGGUCAGCUGUAAACUGUUGAAGUCUGUGGGUCACCUUCAGGACAAACCAAGCAAAAGAUAUUCAAAAACGUCAAAAAGUGAACGCCCUUUUCUACAGAUUUGACAAAGAGCUAUUGUAGUGUUUGAUCAGUUAACAAAACAUUGGUGAAAUAGAACUAAAUGAUGCAAGCUGACAGUGCAAGAUGGCCCUCAUUUGAUAGUCUUGCUCCGCAAUCUGCGCCCAUCUGAGAUUCACGAUGUACCAAACAAUCCAAAGUACUUUCAAAUGCAAGCUCAGCGUAGGAGCUGAAUAAAUGAUCAGUGAUACUGGUGCUUUCUCACUGCCUUAAUUGUGCAAAGAUUUGGGAUGCGUACUCAGCUCCCAUUGGCUAUAAUGAGAAACAGAGACGUGAUGUUGGAUGAUGAUUAUCUGCUUCCUAAUCCAUCAAAGAAGCAGAUUGAAGUAAAAAAAAAAAAAAAAGACCCACUUUUGUUAUUGUUACUCUCUCUUCCUCCAAAGCUCCCUUUCUCGUCUCUGACAUUUAAAGUAUAAAAGAGUUGAUGCUGUAUUUGAAUUAUAUCUGACCAAUAUUGUAAAAACAUAUAAAAGGGAUGGGGUGUUUUUUAAGUUGUUUUUUGGCCCAGUUGAGCUGGGCUCACUUGAACUGACAGGAGCACAACCAAACAGAUUUGGGGUUUUCUAGCCUGAUGAGCAUGUUUUGAAGCUUUUUAAUGGGGAUGCAUUGAGAAGAGACCUUAUCGUUACGUAUGUGUGUGUUGGACGGAAGCCAUUUUGAAUUUUGAUUGUCCUCUCUUUGUUUAACAAGUGGGUUGGUUUUGCACACUUUGAGGUUGGGGUGGGUUGUAUAUACUUAAGUCUUGCACAGUGGAUCAAGAUGCAUUCUGCCCUGUUGAUGUUACAAUAUGCUUAACCCGCUGAGUAAAUUAUUGUACUUUAAAAACAGAGAGAAAAAAAAGAAAUGCAAAAACCCAACACGCUGUCAGAAGCAGGUGUGUGUCUUGUGGUGGUUGGAUGUUUUGCCUAUGCAGGAGGCAUACGGUGUACAGUAUAAAGCUGAUUUGAACUCACAAAUAUCGCAGCCUGAGAACACAUAAAAGGCACUUUUCCGGUUUAUUACCCCAUAUUCUCCGUCUUUAGGAAUGCCUGUUGUUCCUUUAAAGCACUUCCUCUCCGGACAUUAUAACCUUAAGCUUACCGCCACGUUCGACUUGCAGGCUGUCCGAGGCACCGAAGCUGACCUGACACCGUACUGUAUACAUUCACCGACAACCAACAGGUGCUACUGGUCAGUAAAAGCCCAUCAGAGACCAAGACGUCAUGUUGUCUCAACCUCAGGACAAUCCUAUGCUCUACAAUCCUACCUGUGUUCAGCUUCACGUGUGUCUCUGCAGCCAAGUCUCACGUUUAUCUGCCUGCCUCGGCCGGCCUUGCGUCUGCACGGAUGGACAGUUGCAGGAUAAGUUAUCAUGAUAACAGGUUGCUUCAUACCUACAGUUACACAUAUAUUACUCCAGCUUUUCAACCUCCUGUUAUAGGCGCAUGAGUUCCUGAGCUCGCAGAAUGUUGACACGUCAACAGUGUACACCAUAGUCUCAAUACUCAACUGGUAUUUUAUCCCACUUUACACUUUGCAGUUCAGUCUCAGUUACAAACCAUAGCAUUUACUCUGGGUUAAGAAAAAAGUUUUCUUCUUUUUGGGUGAAACAUUUGUCCUUCAAUGUUUUAUAUUUUGUACAUUUGUAUGUAACAUAUCAUGUAAAUAGACAGAGACAGUGAUUUAACUCAUCUGGAGGAUUUUGUAGUCUUUGUAAAGCCCUAAUAAAUGGUAUUUGGUGUCACAUGA